UAACAUGGACACGCUAUUCAGCAUUGAAGACUACUGAAACGGGAAGACCUAACUAGUGGAGAUGAUCCAUGUUAGAGGAUGGGUUUUUCGAAACUUGUAAUAGGAAUUGUUCUGUUUGUCAUCGAUAUGUGGUGUGCUGUGCUUUCCAAAGAAUAUAGUCGGAUUUUAGAGUUCAAGGAACCAGUACCAAACAAAGCGCUUAACGGGCACUUGAUAAGAGCAGAAAAAGUGGCCGACGAAGGAAGCUGCCGCGUCUUCUGCUAUUUGGAGCCAAAUUGUGUGUCCAUCAAUGUAGGUCCGCAAGAAGAUGGCGGUAGAAUUUGCGAAUUAAACAGUAAAACGGAUGGAAGCUCCUCACUUUCCGCACUGCGGCAAAAGAACCAAUACACUUACUAUGGAAUUGAGAAUCCUUGCCGCAGCAACCCUUGUGCCAGAGAGGGAAAAUUGUGUCAAGCGGGAUUCACUGAGAAAGGCUUCCGAUGUGUUUGCCGCGAAAUGAGCGAAGAGGGACACUGCAAAGACUGUCCUACCGAUUGGAAACCGUAUGGAACCUCUUGUUAUGCUGUAUUCACCACUGAACUUUCUUGGAAAGACGGAGAAGACCACUGUAAUUCAAUGAAUGCACGGCUGGUGAAGAUAACCUCUAAGGAUGAGGCUGCUUUUAUUCGUGAGGAUCUUGGUGUCAACUCUCAAAAUACAGCCUAUUGGAUUGGCCUUCAUGAAAAAGAGUCCAAUGAUGAGUGGAAAUGGUCUGACGGAAGUGAGCUAGAUGAGUUUAUCGACUGGAAUACAGGAGAGCCAAACAUAGGGUCCAUAGCUUGCGCUGUGUUGUUUGAUGGAAAGUGGCGCGACAGAAGUUGCUCAGAUAAAUACAACUUCAUUUGUGAGAAAUGAUUACAACCACGGGAACUACAGUGUUUUCUGUAUUUGUAUGGAUAUGCUUAAAGUACAGUGUGGGAUGCAGCUCGAGACAUAACCCAUAGUCCUCAGUACACCAAUCACUGGCCUAACAUUGAACAUUGGAAGAGUAGUACCGCCGGUUUAACAAUAUCACUUUUAGCUUUAAUUAUUAUCGUGCAUAAAUAAAGGUUCUGUUCUGUUUUCU
Molecule: messenger RNA, 1105 nt
Organism: Pocillopora verrucosa
Lineage: Eukaryota; Metazoa; Cnidaria; Anthozoa; Scleractinia; Pocilloporidae
Product: C-type lectin domain family 4 member A
Molecular function (GO): signaling receptor activity
Source: RefSeq, a predicted model, not a curated record